This is a messenger RNA of Penaeus vannamei (Pacific white shrimp), 660 nucleotides long. NCBI's taxonomy places the organism in Eukaryota, Metazoa, Arthropoda, Malacostraca, Decapoda, Penaeidae. The record is from RefSeq and is a predicted model, not a curated record.
AUGCCGACCGACAAUACACCAACCUACAUCCGCGACCGACAAAACCCACCUAAUCCGAGCGACCGACCGACAAACCACCUACAUCCGACCGACCGACCGACAAACCCACCAUACAUCCGACCUACGCCCGACAACCACCUACAUCCCGACCUACCGAACCGACAACCACCUACAUCCGACCUAUCCGACCGACAAACCUACUUUAUCCGACUACCGAAGAGGCAAACCCAGCUACAUCCCGACCUAAAACCCGACCGACAAACCCACCUACAUCCCGACCUAGCCGACCGAAAAACCUACUUACAUCCCGACCUACCGACCGGCAAAACCACCUACAUCCACCGUACCGACCGACAAACCGCACCUACAUCGACCGACGAACCGACAAACCCACCUACUCACCGACCUAUACCGACCGACAAACCACCUACAUCCGACCUACCGACGCGAUCAAACCUACUUAGUUCAUCCCGACCUCCGACCGGCAAACCCACCUACAUCCGAGCCUACCGGACCGAUCAAACCCCACCUACAUCCCGACCUCGACCGGACAACCUACUUACAAUCCCGACCCUACCGACCGGCAACCCAACUACAUCCCGACUGCGACCGACAAACCACUACAUUCCCGGACUACCGACCGACAAGACCCACCUAUGA